Molecule: messenger RNA, 3653 nt
Organism: Zootoca vivipara (common lizard)
Lineage: Eukaryota; Metazoa; Chordata; Lepidosauria; Squamata; Lacertidae
Gene: IDUA
Product: alpha-L-iduronidase
Biological process (GO): carbohydrate metabolic process
Molecular function (GO): L-iduronidase activity
Source: RefSeq, a predicted model, not a curated record
GUUUUAUUAUGCAUUUUGUGUUCUCACUUUGUGAUUUCCCCACACCCCUGUUGUGAGCCAUAGCCUGCAGCUUUAACCGCGAGUAAGCCCCAUGAUCGAUUCGCCUUUGCUUUGGGAGAAUGCAAGUUCCUGCGCCUCUCUUUCGCGGAAGAGAAAACUAGGAAGUAAAACAAACAGGAGCGGCCAUGUGUCGUAGAAAAAAAGGGGUGGAUGGGGGGGACUUCGUUGCAACUUCGGAAGAAAAUUGCAGCAGGCUGCUUCUCUAGGGAUCGUCUACCCCCGUCGCUGAGACCCAAGAUCACAGAUCCAAAGUCGGGAACUUUGAAUGUAGGCAGCAUAAAAGAAAUAGCCAUGAGAGAGGAGAUGCAGCGCCUCCCCAUCCCCUGCGUGAGGCAUAGAGUACGCCGCUGAGUGCUUUGGAAACACACGAUGGAAGGGCGGAAAAGUCCUUGCCUCCUUGGGGUGCUAAUUUGUGGUCGGAUGAGAUCCUGCAGGGCAUGGAGCCUCGCCGCGCUACUGGGUCUAACAGUUCAAAUAGCCUCUGGGGCUUUCCUGAUAAAUGUGGACGUCUCACAGACCGAAAGGGAAUUGAAGCACUUUUGGAAAAGCACAGGAUAUUGUCCUCCUCUGCCACACAGCAAAGCAGAUUUGUUUGAUCUCAGUAAAGACCAAAUAAUUAACCUGGCUUAUAUUUCUUCUGUGCCACACAAUGGCAUUGAGCAAAUUCGAAUCCACUGGCUCCUGGAACUUAUUCAAGUCAGGGAGGCCAAUGGGACACUUCAUUACAAUUUCACCAACCUGGAUAACUUCAUGGAUCUUCUUUGGGAAAACAAGCUACAUCCAGGAUUCGAAUUGAUGGGAAGUCCCUCGGGAUACUUCACUGACUUUGAAGAUAAAAGGCAAGUGAUACAGUGGAAGGACCUGGUUACACAGUUGGCUGAAAGAUAUAUAGAGCGUUAUGGAUUGAAGCAUGUUUCGAAAUGGAAUUUUGAGACUUGGAACGAGCCAGAUCACCAUGACUUUGACAACGUGUCCAUGACAGUGAAUGGAUUUCUCAACUACUAUGAUGCUUGCUCUGAAGGUUUAAGACAAGCCAGUACUCAACUGAAAUUUGGAGGUCCUGGAGACUCCUUCCACCCAUUCCCAAAGUCCCCUAUGUGCUGGAGCCUCCUUUGUCACUGCCACAAUGGAACUAAUUUCUUCACUGGAGAGACUGGAGUCCGGCUAGACUACAUUGCCAUGCAUAAGAAGGGAGCUGGGCGGUCGCUGUACAUCUUAGAACAAGAAACUGAAGCAGUGGGACAGAUCCAGAAGCUCUUUCCCAGGUUCACCUCUCUGCCUGUAUACAACGACGAGGCAGAUCCACUGGUGGGAUGGUCAGUUCCGCAGCUGUGGAGAGCGGAUGUCACCUAUGCGGCCAUGGUGGCUAAGGUUAUUGCCCAGCACCAAAACCUCCUGCUUGCGCGAGCCAACAACACCGUCAACUACACUUUGCUGAGCAACGACAACGCGUUUCUGAGCUACCACCCCUAUCACUUCACGCAGAGGACGCUGACGGCGCGCUUUCAGGUGAACAACACCAAACCGCCGCAUGUCCAGAUGGUGAGGAAGCCGGUGCUCACGGUGAUGGGCUUGCUGGCUCUGCUAGGAGAGGAGCAAGUCUCUGCCAACAUCUCCAGCCAGGAAUUGGAAGACUAUGACAUUCUUGGAGUACUAGCCAGUGUGCACCGACCUCGAGAGCACCCACUCGACAGCUGGCAGGCCUCUGUAUUGAUCUAUGCCAGCAAAGAUAAUGAGACCUCUUCCAACGUCAGUGUCGUGACUCUAAACAUAACCAGUUACCCCAAACACAAAGGACUUGUGUACAUCACUUACUACUUGGAUAACUACCUGACCAACCCGUAUUUGCAGUGGAAGAAACUGGGAGCUCCAGAUUUUCCUUCCCCGAAGCAACUGGAGCAGAUAAGAGCUGCUGAGGACCCUGUGGUGAAAGGACCAUUUUCACUCCCAGCAAAAGGCUGCUUGGUGCUGAAACAAGAGCUCCCAGUUCCAUCCGUCUUCCUCGUCCACAUCUGUGCAAAGCCUUUCGCUGCUCCCGAUCAGGUGAAUGGUGUUCGCCUCAUCCAUCUCACAAAGGGACAAGUUUUGGUAGUGUGGGAUGACAGCUGUGUCAAUUCAAAGUGCCUGAAAAAAUUCGAAGUGUUUUUCUCACAGGAUGGAAAAACAUACCACCAGAUCAGUGUCAAAGACAGUAUAUUUACAGCAUUGGUCUACAACCCAGAAACAACAGUCGCAGGGUUUUACAAAGUGCGAGCUGUGGAUUACUGGGGCAGAGCAGGGCCGUUUUCUCUCCCGGUGUACUACAACGAAGCAUCUUAAGAAAGGCCAAGAGCACCUCAAAGGCAACCCAGAACUUACAGAAUUAGGCUUGCACUUUGUCAGGCUACAAGUCCUUAAAGCAGUGGUUCUUCAUACUCUUUAACUCAACUUCCAGGGCAUCAGAGGAGAAAUGAGAAGAGCGACUGGAAGCCACUCCAGAGCGCCAAAAGUUUCUUUUUCAAGAGAUAAUUUUGAAAAAUAAGUAGCACCCUAAGGCAGGCAACAGAAUUGCCUCCCCCCACAAUCCAAGGGAUGCCAGCUGCUGAUGUAAGCACUUGUUCAAGCCCCUACAGUAACUAGUUUCGAGAGUCAACUGGAUUAGAGAAAAAGAAAAGUGAAUGGGCUGGAACAGGGGUUGGCAAACUACGGCCCGCAGGCCGGAUCUGGCCCAGUUGCCCUCUGGAUCUGACCCAUGAACGGUUCUGCAAUCAGUGUGAUCACCAUUUCCCGCCAAUUUUUUUCGGGUCCCAUUUUUUUGUGAACCCCCCCCCCCGGACUACAUCUCCCAGCAUGCUCCAAGGUUGCUCAGACUUCCGUGACGCUGGCCAAUCUGAAGCCUUAGGAACCUCAGACCUCUCCUCCAUUGGCCAGUUUGAUGUGAGCCAGCGGCCAAUGGCGACCCUUCACGAGACUCGCUCCUCCAAUCGGGGCGAGGCGCAGGGCAGGGCGCCUUGUUGAUGUCUAGCUCCAACAAGGGAGGAGGAGAAGCGAAGGGGAGGGAAGAAGCGGGAGCAGAGAGCCUGCGAGGAGGAAGAGUAGGAGGACUCUUCUGUGCUGCUCGGCAGUGGCACAUUAGCAACACGGUCAUGGACAUCCUGGGGUGGGGGCCCUUCCCGGCAGAAUGGCUGCGGCCCCUCCGCGCAAGCCGAGACCCAGCGCCGGCGGGGCGCCCCCUCCCCUCCCCAGCCCAGCCCGCUCUGUCUGAACGUGGUGAGUGGAGGUAUCUCAGCCGCUCUUGACUCCGAGGGAAGGCCUGUGCGCAUGCGCAUGCAGGGUCCGGCCCGUCACAAGUUCUGAGGGACAGUGAACCGGCCCCCCCGUAGGAAAAGUUUGCUGACCCCUGGGCUGGAAGAAUAGCAUCCUGGGAAAAGUGCUCAGGAGUGGGAAGAUGCCAAGUGCCAAUCUUUUUAAGAAUUUGGUUUUAGAAGUAGGUUUGUAUUUUCUAUGCUUGUGCAAAACAAAAAGUUGAUUAAAGGUACUCAUGUUGAGCUUGGAUGCUACAUGCAACUUUUGGAAUCUCUCAUUUGAAUAAAGAUCUGCUAUAUAUUUCGGAA